AUGUCUCUGCACUAUCUUCCUCCCGUCAAGCCCUCGGCUAUUGCCCUCGGCACCAUCUUCAACCAGUCUGCUGAGCUUGCUGUUCUCACCCCCCUCUUCGGCGCUACUUACCAGCGAGCCAAGUCCUCAAACACCACCGAGGAGUUCGCUCGCUCCAAGGAGGCCACCUCUGCCGCUGUCGCCUGGGGCACUACUCUUGUCGGAUCCGCUCUCCAGAGCUAUGGCGUUGGAGCUCUGAUCAAUGCCACUGGCACCCUGAGCUACAAGGGAGCUGCCUACCUCGGCGGUCUCAUCUUCGCUGCUACCUCUGCUCCUGCCUACCUCAGCCAAGUCUUCACUGAGAAGCGACCCCUCGAGGUUGUUGGCGUCAAUGCCGUCGCAAAGGUCUUCGAGACUGUCGGCCUCGCCUUGUUCCUGACCUGGUGGGGCACCCGCACCAAUCCCUUCGAGUAA
This is a messenger RNA of Phaeoacremonium minimum UCRPA7, 453 nucleotides long. RefSeq names its product putative duf1761-domain-containing protein. NCBI's taxonomy places the organism in Eukaryota, Fungi, Ascomycota, Sordariomycetes, Togniniales, Togniniaceae. The record is from RefSeq and is a predicted model, not a curated record. Bases 1 to 453 code for a protein of 150 amino acids. The transcript is spliced from 4 exons.